AUGGAAAAGUGUCGUGAUAUGCGAUUUACAACUACAAAGCCAUUAGCAGAACUUUGGGGUAUGAAUGCUGUUUAUUUCAUGAUAUCAACCCGGAAUCGAAUAAAGCCCCCUCCGUCUGCAUAUCGGUUUUUGGCAAAACCCCUGGAAACACAACACUUGAAUUUGAUCGUGAUCGUAACCUCAAGUUCAAAUGUAAAUCAGGCGAUCGGUCGAUCAGAUGCGAAUCUUCAUUUCUCCACUUUGUUCGAGGCCAGCCUGGGCCAGUCGAUUCCAUUCGAGGUCAGUCAAGGCCUUUGCUACAAGUCGAGGCCUCUGGAAACUCAUCGAGUCGAGGAUGAAAACUCGACUCGACUCGACUCGACUCGAUUGCUGUGCCUCACCCUAUCUUGGCUGCGAGAAAGAUUCCCCAUGCAGAAACUCACCGUGGCGUGGAACAAGUGGGAGAUGGACAAUCAUGAGGUGCAUGGCUGA
Molecule: messenger RNA, 471 nt
Organism: Plenodomus lingam JN3
Lineage: Eukaryota; Fungi; Ascomycota; Dothideomycetes; Pleosporales; Leptosphaeriaceae
Source: RefSeq, a predicted model, not a curated record